AUGAAUGGAACAAAGAGGGUUAAUGAUCAUACUCCCUCACCCCAACCAACAUGUACCAGAUUGAAAAUCUACAAAUUAGGAGAUUUAUUAGAGAAAGAAACCCAAAUCUGGUGGGACAUCACCAGUUUCGAAUUCUAUGUUUCCAACAAUCUAGUACCAAGGGGAUUGAGGUUACAAAAACCCCUAGCUUAUAAAAGGAAAGAUGAAAAUAUAUUGAAAAAAUGGGACCAAUUACUAGAUAAGGGGUCCCUACUUUUAAUUAUCUUCCUAAUUGGGGAAAAAAAGAAAGAGUUGGAACAAUUAGAAAUUGAAAUUGAACAAUUAAAAACAGACUUAUCUCCUGAAACUGAAAAUGGAUUAUAUGCAGAAUUACUCGAUAAGAUAGAGAGGAAAGUAAAAGACUUGGAUAAUAAAAUAGGAGAAGGCAAAAGGAGAAAAAUUAUGAGAGAUAAAGAAGAUUAUGAUAAAGGGGUACAAAGAAAUUGGAAGAAACAGAACUAUACCAAAUCAGAAUGGGCUAUACACCAACAAUGGGAGAAAAACAGAACCCCAAAUAGAAGAGAACACGUUUGGAAAAACCAAGUGAGAGGAAUGGAGAAGAAGAGAUUUAAUCCAGUAAGAAAUAUACAAGAAAGGGCACAUUAUCACAAUUACCACCAUUCCCCCAACAAUUCCAGAAAUCAUUUUAGAAAUCAAGGGAGAACAAUGGAGAGGAGAGGAUCAGAAUCUCAAAGAGGUACAUAUGAGAGACAGAAAUACAAAUAUAACCCACGACAAUCCCCCUCGAAAGGUGGGUUAUAUUUAGAGAAUAAUCAUAUAAGAAAUGAGAAACGGAGGAGUGAUAUUUUACAAAAAGACGAAAGAUUGUGUAAAGACAGAAGGGAAAUACAUAUUAAUUCCCCUAGGACCAAACAAUGUUUAACACCAUCUAUCAUUUCACCCCAUCAAAAAGAUUUUUAUGGGGAUUUUUUAGAGAAGAGAGAGGAGACGAGAAUGGCUGUAAAGAAAUCAUGGAGAGAGAGGGGAGAAAUAUUACGGUCUCCAAUACAAAGAAAAAGGCAAAGAAGAGAGGAAGACAGAGGAGAAAUAAUCCAGAUAUAA
Messenger RNA from Pelobates cultripes (western spadefoot toad), 1101 nucleotides. Lineage: Eukaryota; Metazoa; Chordata; Amphibia; Anura; Pelobatidae. The record is from the annotation of a GenBank genome assembly.